Alternaria ventricosa is the source of this 1608-nucleotide messenger RNA. RefSeq lists its product as uncharacterized. The record is from RefSeq and is a predicted model, not a curated record. Lineage: Eukaryota; Fungi; Ascomycota; Dothideomycetes; Pleosporales; Pleosporaceae. Bases 1 to 1608 code for a protein of 535 amino acids. The transcript is spliced from 2 exons.
AUGCCCAAGAAGCACGCACCCUCGUAUACAACAGCAAAACCGUCCUACGUUCACCCCUCGCUGCAGAGUUCACGCUCCCCCGCAUCCUCAUCCUCGGCGUCUGAACCCCAAACCGUCAAUCAGCGCAUCCAGCAGCUGCGUCGCGAACAAGCUCCGAGAGCAACGCCCGAACAGCGCGAUGAGCUCACUUCGGUAGUAAGCAGUCGUACCGUCCCGCCAGAACUGCGGCGCAUCCUGCACAUACCCGAAGUUAAUGCUCCCAAACCAAAGGCGAACACAAGGACGCGGAGGGUCAUGGGUGGCGUGAGACCCCCACCAGGCCCCGCGGCACCUACAAGCUGGUUGCAGGCGAGUCGGCAUGCGCCAGCAUAUAUGAGGAAGAAGAAGGCUGAGUCGGAAAAGGGCGCCGUGAGGUUUGCCACGCUGGCCAGAGUCACAAACGAGGAAUUAAAGCGCCUACCACCGCCGCGAAGCCUCGUCCACCAAUGUCUCCGGACGUUUGCGCAACACUGGGAGGAGCUCUCCGAGUACGAACAACACUACAUUCCAUCGCUACCAAUAUCGCUGAAAGAAGCGCUACUGAGCUAUCUCACACUAUACGGGCAGAAGGGUUUGGACUUCAAGUCGCUCAAGAUUCUGUUCCAGGAUGAAGAGGGGACUGGCACAGCUGGUUGGGACGAAGUCCAAUUCCUCGACCUCAGCGGACUGUUGAGCGAACACUUCAAGAUUACCGAUCUUGGAAAAUGCGUCAAGCGUCCCAGUGCCAGUUCCAUAACAACAGAUCUCGCUUCGCUCCGCGUAACGGACGAUGUCGCCGACUCGUGGGAAGAGGAAAUACAAGAGAGUCCAGCUGCACCCUUGGUACCAGCAAUGAAGCUCCAAACCCCAUACUUCAGCAACCUGAGCCGACUUUCCCUUGCGAAACCUGGACAAUGGGCUUCAUGGCCCGACCUACUUCGUAUCUCGCCCAACCUCAACAAGAUCACACAUCUUUCGCUCGCGCACUGGCCACGGCCCUCGAUGACACCCAACGCGAACACCACAUCCAUGAUAUCAAAACACACGAGCGUAUCACUAGGCGGUUCACACUUCUACUCCGAUCUCGACGACGACUGGCACGAAGCUACUAACAUCCUCCGCCGCUUCUCAAAAGACACAUACUCGCUACAAUGGCUCGACCUAGAAGGCUGCAACUGGGUCAAAGCCCUCACGUCGCACCCCGGUCGCACGCCAACAGACAUAAACGGAAACACAGAAGAAUGGAGCACGCAGAACGGUAUUCCAGGCCCAGAUUGGAACGAUGCGUGGCGGCGCAUAACAUACAUCAACUUCUUCCAAGGUUGGAUCCCGAGCGAUAACCAGAGUCUGCAGAAUAUGCCCGCGGGUAUCGUGCCCGUGCAAUUGCUGCGCUGGCUCAGAGACAACAGGGACAAAGAAGCAUGGCGGUUGAAUCCAAAUGAGACUGGCCAUGCGGUCUCGGAAUGGGUAAACAGAGAGAAAGUGGCCAGACUGGUUGGAAUGGAAAUCCAGGGCGUGCGCAAACGAGGAGAAGGAUUCUGGUGCCGGAUCGAUUUCGGAUGGGGAGGCUCCGAUGAGAAAGCUGUAUGA